Zymoseptoria tritici IPO323 is the source of this 213-nucleotide messenger RNA. RefSeq lists its product as uncharacterized. The annotation marks the transcript as partial. The record is from RefSeq and is a predicted model, not a curated record. The transcript has 2 exons. Gene Ontology annotation, molecular function: nucleic acid binding. Lineage: Eukaryota; Fungi; Ascomycota; Dothideomycetes; Mycosphaerellales; Mycosphaerellaceae.
UGGCCACCUUAUAGCCCGGAUAUAAACCCGAUUAAACACAAGGUCUACGAGCUCGCACCGCACAUCGACAACAUUAUAAACAAGGACAGACAAAAGGAGGUUUUAGCUAACGUUCUGCCACGCGCGUGGAAGCUCAUUUCACGCGAUAUCAUCGAGGAAGUGAUUAGUUCAAUGCCAAGGAGGGUUAAGGCAUUAAUCGCUGCACAGGGCUAG